This is a messenger RNA of Cladophialophora carrionii CBS 160.54, 909 nucleotides long. RefSeq lists its product as uncharacterized. The coding region runs from base 1 to 909 and encodes 302 amino acids. Lineage: Eukaryota; Fungi; Ascomycota; Eurotiomycetes; Chaetothyriales; Herpotrichiellaceae. The record is from RefSeq and is a predicted model, not a curated record. The transcript has a single exon.
AUGCGAACGUCUCUCUGGCCGACCCUUCAAGGCCCGAAGACCUACAGAAUCGAGACCAAUGCGUUGCUGUACUCUGUUGGUGUUCGCUGCUGGGGCUUGGACCCUCUUCCUUUCGAUGUUAGCGAUGACGGACUGCCGUUCAAAUUGGACGUGAUCAGCUGCGCUGCGCCCAGACAGCCACCCCGGUUCCAGCACCCCGCAAACGGCCCACGAUAUCGCAACGACGGUGACAGAAGACUCAUGCUGGAUAAGAUUACUGCAAUCCUCCGUGCUGCAGUCCUGAAGCGCGUCACUACCCUUAUUCUCGGGGCGUUUGGGUGCGGAAAAUCCAAGAAUCCACCACAAGAGGUCGCUCAGAUCACCAAGACGGUCCUCUUUCAUCCUCCUGAUGGGGACAAUUGGUACGACUGUGGACUGAAGACUGUUGUGCUGGCUAUCAUGGAUGAUAACGAUCCGGAGAAGAAAAGUGCGAAGAAUUUCGCAGUCUUCAGAGAUAUAUUUGCCUCCGAGCCAAAUGCGACAAUAGUGGACGACUUUGACAUUGUCAAAACCUCGUUCUCUGCGUCGGAAGCUUAUGAACUCGAGGCAGAGGUUGACAAGAAACUGGCGGAGGAAUCGGAAAUGGAAAUCGACCAAGAUGACUUUGAUGAAACUACAUCUUUCUCAGCAUCGAACACCAGCUCAACUGCGACAUGGAUAGACGUGGCUCAAUCGCAAGUCUCUGGUAGAACACAGGACGACUUCAACGCCGACGACGAGAUUCUCGACCUUACAGUGUCAGAUCUAGAGGACAGCACUGACAUUGAGGACAAGGACAUUUUACCUUUUAAGCCUUGUGAGGAAAAUACGGUUGAAGUCGGCGCCCAUUCCAUGGGAGAUGCUGAUGUCACCAAUAACUCCGCUCAUUAA